UUUGUGUGUGUGUGUGUGUGUGUGUGUGUGCGUGCGUGCGUUGUGUUUCAGCGAGCGAGAGCAUGUUUUGAUGUCUGUGUGCAUCUCAACUUGGAGAGUGAAGAGUGUAAAUGAUGUGUCUGGGAAACCUGCAACGAGACGUCAACACACAGACAGAGCUCCUUCCAUCCAGCUGGGUUUCUCGCUGGGAGAUAUGCAGCCUCGUUUAGCUGCCAGACAGACGAGUAAUAUAUGGCCCUUGCUCCUGCCUCGCACACACGCGCACACACAAACACACACGCAUGCAGACGCACGCUUUCAAACAAAUACAUAACCACAUUAGAGCUUUCAGAAGCAACAGAGCCGUCCCCAUGUUCUUCACCCACAUUUCUCUCUCUUCCUCUCAUAUUUUUCCCCAUUUUUUUUUUAUUUUUAUUUUUUUUACUUGGAGGGGAUCCUACAGCAAAUUUGCGAGGAAGCUGUGCUGGUGAUCUUCGGUCUUGAUUACAAGGUGACAAGGAAAUAAGGAAAAGGAAAAGGAGACAGACAUUCCAUCACAGCCCCUGUGGAGCUUCAGCAGGGACAAACCUACCGGCAGUGAUUUCUAAUCGUGGACGAAGGCAGAACCCGCAAGGAGCAAGCAGGAAUGAGUCCCCUGAGAGGGUUCCCCUGGCUUUUGACAUGCCUGUAUGCAGCAGCGUUAGUGUGCGCAGGUGUGGGUGGGGCAAAGGUCAGCAAUGUUUCAGCGGAGGUUUGCCACCACCCGUGCGAUGAGCUGAUGGACUUGAUCACCGAGAUCCACGGCCUGCGGAUUGUAACCACCAACUUGCUCGAAGACCUGGAGAGAGUAACGAGAGAAAAUGAAGAGAUGCGGAUAUCUUUGGACGAGCUGAGCAACAGCGGCAGAAGAAGAGGCGGAAGCGGAGGCAGAGGCAGCGGUGGAGGUGGCAGUGGCAGCAGUGGUGGCAGCGGUGGUGGAGGUGGCAGUGGCAGCGGUGGCAGCGGUGGUGGAAGUGGCCGUGGCAGCAAUGGAGGAGGCGGCAGUGGCAGUGGCAGUGGUGGAGGAGGCGGCAGUGGCAGUGGUGGCAGCGGUGGCAGCGGUGAUGGAAGUGGCAGCGGUGGACGAGGUGGCAGUGGCAGUGGUGGCAGCGGUGAUGGAAGUGGCAGUGGUGGACGAGGUGGCAGUGGCAGUGGUGGCAGCGGUGAUGGAAGUGGCAGCGGUGGACGAGGUGGCAGUGGCAGUGGUGGCAGCGGUGAUGGAAGUGGCAGCGGUGGUCGAGGUGGCAGUGACAGCAGUGGUGGUGGUGGAGGUGGAGGUGGCAGCGACGGUGGAGGUCGUGGUGGUGGCGGUGGCGGUGGCGGUGGUCCUGGUGGCAGUGGUCAUGCCGGCGAUGGUCCUGGUGGCACUGGUCGUGACGGCGGAGGUCCUGGUGCCAGUGAUCAUGGCGGCGAUGGUCCUGGUGGCAGUGCUCAUGGCGGCGAUGGUCCUGGUGGCAGUGCUCAUGGCGGCGAUGGUCCUGGUGGCAGUGGUCAUGGCAGCGAUGGUCCUGGUGGCAGCUGGCGUUACGGCGGUGGUCCUGGUGGCAGUGGGCGUUACGGCGGUGGUCCUGGUGGCAGAGGUCAUGGCGGUGGUGGUCGUGGCGGCAGCGGCAACGACAUUGACAUUGACUUUGACUUUGACUUUGACUUCGACAGAAAUGGGGAGCUGUGGUGCAUGCAGGAUGGACGCGUGUACAAGCAAGGGGACGACUGGGAUUUCGACAGCUGCACCUCCUGCGCUUGCCAGGAUGGAAAGGUAGUGUGUCAUCAGGUGUUGUGUCCCCCUGUGUCCUGCAUCAAUCCGUCCUUCAUCGAUGGAGAAUGCUGCCCUGUGUGUCUAAAGAACAAAGACGGCUGGUCCCCGUGGUCUGAGUGGACCCACUGCUCGGUGUCCUGUGGACGUGGAGGGCAGCAACGGGGCCGAUCUUGCAACGGCAUCGCAACGUCCUGCAUCGGCCCAUCGCUCCAGACCCGAAGCUGCACGAUGACUAAGUGCAUUCGCAAGGCGCGUGCUGAUGGGAAUUGGGGACUUUGGUCUCCCUGGUCCGCAUGUACAACCACGUGCGGUGACGGCAGCAUCACGCGGGUCCGUCUGUGCAACAACCCUCCGCCACAGAAGGGCGGUAAAGGGUGCGCCGGCAGCGCCAGGGAGACUCAACCUUGCAAUAACACGCUCUGUCCGAUUGCUGGAGGCUGGACGGCCUGGAGCGAAUGGUCCGCCUGCUCGGAGUCAUGUGGCGGAGGCCUUAUCAGUCGUCAGCGAGAGUGCACGAACCCUGCUCCUCAGAACGGGGGGAGAAUGUGCGUUGGAGAUGCUGUCGACUAUGAAGCAUGUAACAAACAACCAUGUCCUAUAGACAUGUGCUUGCUCUCAAAUCCGUGUUUUCCUGGGGUGGAAUGCACAUCACACAGUGAUGGAUCGUGGGAAUGUGGACGCUGUCCGUUGGGUUUAGAGGGCAACGGCACUCAUUGUGAAGAUCUGAACGAGUGUGAAGUGGAGGAAGUGUGUGUCACAGAGUGCGUAAACACAGACCCUGGAUUCUACUGUCUUCCCUGUCCUCCUCGCUAUAAAGGCACCCAGCCUUACGGCCUCGGACUGCAGGCAGCCCUGACAAACAGGCAGGUUUGUGAACCGUAUAAUCCUUGCAAAGACAACACACACACCUGCCACAAGUAUGCCGAGUGCAUUUACCUCGGCCUGGCGUCUGAGGCCUUGUUCAAGUGCAUGUGUGCUGUCGGGUUUGCUGGCGAUGGCUUCCUGUGUGCUGAUGACUCCGAUCUGGACGGCUGGCCCAACUACAAAUUAACCUGCAAGAAGAAUGCAACCUAUCACUGUCAAAAGGACAAUUGCCCCUUGGUGCCAAAUUCUGGACAGGAAGACUUCGACAAGGACGGACUAGGAGACGCCUGCGACCCCGAUGAUGACAAUGAUGAAAUUAUAGAUGAGAGGGACAACUGCCCGCUGGUGUACAACCCUCGGCAGUUUGACUCUGACAGGGACGGGAUUGGAGACCGCUGUGACAACUGCCCUUUUGAUAGCAACCCCCUGCAGACAGACACCGAUGACAAUGGAGAGGGAGACGCCUGCAGCAUCGACAUGGACGGAGAUGAGGUUCUGAAUGAACGCGACAACUGUCCUUUAGUCUACAACACCGAUCAGAGGGACACAGACAUGGAUGGUGUUGGUGACCAGUGUGACAACUGUCCCCUUCUACACAACCCCCUGCAGAUGGACUCCGACAGCGACCUGGUGGGGGACAUGUGUGACGACAACGAGGACAUCGACGAGGACGGCCACCAAAACUCUCUAGACAACUGUCCCUACAUCCCUAAUAGCAACCAGGCCGACCAUGACGAUGACGGAAAAGGAGAUGCAUGCGACCAUGACGAUGACAAUGACGGUAUCCCUGACGACCGGGACAACUGCAGACUGGUGCCCAACAGCGACCAGCUGGACUCUGAUGGUGAUGGCAGUGGGGAUGCAUGCUUUGAUGACUUUGACAACGACAGUAUUCCAGAUGCGCUGGAUCCCUGUCCACUAAACCAGGAUAUCGGGUCAACAGACUUCAGGAAGUUUCAGGUUGUUUUGUUGGACCCUAAAGGCACCACACAGUCUGACCCUCUCUGGGUGAUCCGGAGUCAGGGUAGAGAACUGCUACAGGCUGCAAACUCAGACCCUGGGAUCGCCUUAGGAUAUGACAAGUUCAACGCAGUGGACUUCAGCGUGACGUUUUAUGUGAAUACCAACCGAGAUGACGACUAUGCGGGCAUUGUGUUCGGCUAUCAGUCCAGCCGACGCUUCUAUGUGGUCAUGUGGAAACAGGUGUCUCAAGCCUACUGGGAGAAGAAGCCAUCCAAAGCUUUUGGCACCGCUGGAGUCUCCAUCAAACUGGUCAACUCCAGCACAGGACCAGGGGAGUAUCUCCGCAAUGCUCUGUGGCACACUGGAAACACCAGACACCAGGUCAGAACAUUGUGGCAUGACCCCAACAAAAUUGGCUGGAAGGACUACACAGCGUACCGCAUGCACCUCAUCCAUCGACCCAAGACCGGAUUCAUCAGGGUGGUGGUGCAUGAGGGCAGGGAGAUCUUGGCGGACUCUGGGGCCGUGUACGACCACACCCUGGCUGGAGGUCGACUGGGACUAUUUGUCUUCUCUCAGGAACACGUUCUAUUCUCGGACCUCAGAUAUGAGUGCAGAGAUAACUGAAUUAUUUUCUCGGGAUAUCCAGGAAACUUCACAACGACUCUCCAGAGAUCCAGAUUAACUUCAGAAAAGCUUAAUAUACCAGAACCAGAGAGAGGGAGGAUGCACCAGACUCAUGCCUUUAUCCAGCCAAGACUAUCAAUUAGUGACCAUCAUCUAUCUAUCAGCUUCCUAUGCAACAGUAUUGAUUUCCGGCCGUCUCAUUCGCUGUAUAUUACUGCUCUAACAGCCUCUCUGAUGACAGUAACUUCUCAUUGCUUUUCAUUUGCACUCAUCUAAUGGUUGUAAAUAAUUAUUUAUUGCCAGAUGCCAGAUAUGAAAGGGGGGGAGAUAUGAGGAUAAAUUAAAGAUGGGAUAAGCAGAGCUCGUGCCUGAUGGUAACUUAUCAAUAAAACUCUUUGUCAGAAUCAGUGGCUUUUCUCCUGCUCCUUUUCUGAUGGCGAGUACGCUGAUGAUUGUGGAAAAACGUGGACUCCAGCGCCUUCUACUGGCGAAAGUAAUUACUGCAGACGUUGAUUCAUCCAUUACAAACUGUAGUGACGCCUUCAAACUAU
Molecule: messenger RNA, 4779 nt
Organism: Mugil cephalus (flathead mullet)
Lineage: Eukaryota; Metazoa; Chordata; Actinopteri; Mugiliformes; Mugilidae
Product: thrombospondin-2-like
Exons: 21
Coding region: 626-4228 (1200 amino acids)
Biological process (GO): cell adhesion; negative regulation of angiogenesis
Cellular component (GO): extracellular region
Molecular function (GO): protein binding; calcium ion binding
Source: RefSeq, a predicted model, not a curated record